CCAUGCAUGAAUAAGUAAAUCAUUUUAUUUGCGAAGCCAAACGCGCACGUCCAGCAUUUCGGAGUCUAUUGAUUUGAUUUAACGGGUCAAAGUCCUGAAAACAGGCGUCGGUUUUCACAGAAAAAAUAUAUUAAAAUCUAACGCGAUCCGCAUUGGAUUGUAGUCUGGACGGAUUUUAAUGGCUUUAGCUUUAGCCAGUUAGCCUGAGCUGUUUGUGUGUUUAUAUUAACUGCACACGAGCAGCUUCCUAUUUUAUUUCGAGUUUCAUGAAUAAGACGUUUAUUCUCGUUAUCGACGAUUGAUGCUGUUUACAUGAUCGACUGAAGAUGUGAAGUGUUGACCGAUCUUCAGGGAGGAUGAUGGUGGUGAUGUAGUGUUUGUUUGUUUAGCGUUGGAUGACAGAAGGAGGGCGAGAACAUCACCCAGAUCUGCUUCACUUCACGUGUCCAUGAUGGAGAAGAGCGACAAGAGGCCUGGAUACUUCGCCAGACUGAAGAAGAAACGGCUGAUGAAACAGAGCCAAUUAGAGAAAGCGGAAGCUGAGCAGAACCAAUCAGAUUCAAAGACGCCAGUCAUCUGUGAACCUGCUCUUAUUGGACAAUCUAAAGAGAAGAAUCCAGAAGAACCCGGCAAACCCGAGAGAUGCCAAAGUGAAGAUGUCAACAGUAAAUCAUGCAACCAGAACAAGAAAGAAAAGAAUAAACCUCCAGGAACUGUGGAGUAUACCGUUGGACCAAAGGACACUCUGAACAGCAUUGCUCUAAAAUUCAACAUUACCCCUAAUAAACUGGUGCAUUUAAACCGGCUGUACUCGCACAGUCUUGUACCUGGACAGAAACUGUUUGUUCCUGAUGUGGACCAAGCAGAACGUGGCUCUCAGGUCAAUGGUUCUUCUAAACAGAUCAAUACAGACUCUUCAGAGAAGCAGGACGGCGAGUCGAGCUGCAGGUGUGGACUGCCGGUACGUAGAGAGACGUCACCGCUGUCUGAGGAUGAGAGUCUGGCUACCGUCAAAUUCAUCAAGAUGAGCUGCAAGUAUUUCACUGACGGCAUGGGUGUCGUCGGAGGAGUGAUGAUUGUAACGCCCAAUAACAUCAUGUUUGACCCACACAAGUCUGAUCCUCUGGUGAUUGAGAACGGAUGUGAGGAGUACGGUCUCAUCUGUCCAAUGGAGGAGGUUCUGUCUGUGGCGCUGUAUGAUGAUGUGUCCCGUAUGAAGCUGAAGGACGCGCUGCCGUCUGAUGAACCCCGGGAUCUCUGUCCAUUAUACAGGCCGGGAGAGUGGGAGGAGCUUCCCUCCGAACAAGACCUCAACCCGUUUAGCCGUUACGAGGCGCUCGGCGCGCCCAACCGACCGAUCAUAUUGGAUGAUAUAGAAACGGCGGUCUCGGAGAUCUUGGACAAAUCGCCAUCAGAUGAAGGUUUUACUGAACUAGAACUGCUACAGAGUGACUCUAUUACUACCUGCCCCAGCCAGGAGGGGGCGUCAUUUCACGACGACUGUGAACCGAAAGAGACGACUAACAGAUCGGACCAAAAAGACGAAAGCUUGAGGUGCUGUAAUGUUGAAGAUGAAGGACUUAAUCGUUCCACAGAGGAUAGCGGAGUGCUGCUUCAGUCUCUUCCAGACAGUGUACGUGAACCCCCAACACAACUGCAUGAUGUGACCACAAAAAGAGAUGAAACGUUAGUAAACGGUGUCACGACCAAAGAUGCGACAACACAGGACCAAAACAAGAUGGUGAGCUGCAGUGAUGUCACAGAUGACUCUGUGACCUGUAGCCAACCUGUAGACGACGCUGAAGUUAGACAAAAGGAAAAUAAGGGACCAAAUUCGGAUGCUGAGAUUUCUGAAGCGGAGCAACGCAGGCAGGCCAAUCAGGCUGAGAUGAAAUCAUGGCUGUUAAAAAGAAUGCAGGGACCAAUCGAAGACAUGCUGCUAUGCCAUGAAGAAAAGAGCAAAACUCCGCCCAUGUUCCUGUGCUUUAAAGUGGGAAAGCCAAUGAGGAAGUCCUUUACUAUUGGUCUGACUUCCAGCCCCACCCAUAAUUUUGUUGGCAGGGGACGACAGCCUGAAUACUGGUUUGCUGUGCCACAAGAAAGAGUGGACCAAUUAUAUUCAUUCUUCAUUCAGUGGUCUCCAGACGCAUACGGUAAAGAGGCUCAGGAGCAGGGCUUUGUGGUGGUGGAGAAAGACGAGCUUAAUAUGAUUGAUAACUUCUUUAGUGAUCCUGUUCCUCGCAGCUGGGAGAUCAUCACAAUUAAUGAGGCCAAGCGACGGCAGAGUUUUAUUUUUGAGGAUGAGGAACCUUUAGAUCUUCUUCCGGUGCUGAUGGAUCCCAGUGUGCUUCUGGAGGACACCCACAUUGAGAAGUUGGCCACGCGUUUGCCCGCCCGUGUUCAGGGUUAUCCAUGGCGUCUGGCCUACAGUACAGAGGUACAUGGAACCAGUUUAAAGACCAUGUAUAGGAACCUGUUGGAGAUAGACAGUCCUGUACUGCUGGUCAUCAGAGAUAUGGACAAUCAGAUUUUUGGAGCGUUUUCCACUCAUCCGUUCCGAGUGAGUGAGCAUUAUUACGGGACAGGAGAGACGUUCCUCUACACCUUCUGCCCUGAGAUUAAGGUUUUCCGCUGGUCUGGAGAGAACUCAUAUUUUGUGAAAGGAAACUUAGAUUCCCUUCAGAUUGGAGGUGGAGGUGGUCGUUUGGGUCUGUGGCUGGACGCUGACCUGUAUCACGGCACGACAUCCAGAUGCUCCACCUUUCAUAACCUCCUUCUGUCCUCCAAACAAGACUUCAUCGUCCAGAACCUCGAGGUUUGGGCGUUUGAAUGAGCUGCUACACCAGAAACACGCAUAGACACGCUUUACCAUGUGCACUGUGACGCGCUACGGCCAGCACGGCAUGACGUACGAAAAGACCCACCCCAUCUAUUCGAUCUCGGGUGUCGCUUUUUACCGCACCGUACGAAGUAUUCGCUCAUACUUGACGUGGUUUUACUCGGUUCAGCCUGGUCUGAGCUUUAGACAUGAAUGCCAAGACGGAUAUCUGUGGUAACCUGAAUCUUGAAUGUCACCUACAGCUUUCCCAGCAUGCAAUAUAUUCCUAAAAAAUGUAACCAGUAUAUAAACACACGUAUAUGUUGACUGAAAUGAGGAGCAGUGUGUUAUGCCUGAAAACUUGUAUCUUUUAAGACAACAAAAACCUGAUAACCACUAUUUAGGGGCCGACUGUGGGCCAGUCGUAUGAAUAGAAAGUGCUUAAUGGUUUACAACGUGGAGAUUUAAUGCAUUUAGCUGCCGUAUUGUCAUGUUUGUUUAAAUGGCGAGAAGGUGAAGGAUGUAAAUGAUACCGGGGAGAUAUUCAUUCAGCUGGAGAAUUUAAUACGAUGACGACAAUUAUUUCUGCUGUUUGUAGACCAAAUUCAUUGUGUCAAUUGCAAUAGUGCAGAAGUUCGUCUGUAAACUGUGGGCUGUAUUUUUCACGUUAGUUUGCGAGUAAUGAUGUAUUCCUGGAAUAAAUUUUUGUUUCGACCAAAGCAUUUUAUUUGCUUUGUUCACACGUGACAUAGUUUUAUAUUCAGUUUUUUAUUUUUGUGUAUUUAAAAAUGAUUUUUUUAUAAAUUUGUAUUGAAUGUGAAAUGCGUACUCGGCGAUAGUUUUACUGUUUUGUGAUAUUUUGGGGACCAUUUCUAAUCGAGAGUUCAUUUGAAAGGGAAGCACUUGAAAUGAAGAGAUGCCAGUAUUAUCUGUGUUAAUAGCACGACUGAUUUCACUACACAAACACACACACAACACUUUUGCAAAAAAUGACACUUCAUGUUUGAGGAUUGAUGUGAGCACAUACACGAUGCAAGCUUUAUUUUAGUUAUACUUUAUUUUAAGGGUUUUUUAAGGAAAAGUUGUUGGAGAUUUUAAAAAGUGUCCAUUAAUAUCACUACAAGACAGCAUUGUGGGCAUUUCAAAAGCAAUUUUUGUGUCCUUGUAGGAAAACGUUGCUUACGAAUGUUUUCACUCUUAAGUAUUUUGUCUUUGAUUUCAAACUCGAACACUGUGCUGUGGUAGCCAAUGUAUGUAUUUUGUGUAUUUUCUGUGUUUCAAAGUAAACCAAAUAAAUGCAACUAAUGAAAGAGACACAA
Misgurnus anguillicaudatus (oriental weatherfish) is the source of this 4137-nucleotide messenger RNA. RefSeq names its product nuclear receptor coactivator 7b (gene ncoa7b). The record is from RefSeq and is a predicted model, not a curated record. Gene Ontology annotation, cellular component: nucleus. NCBI's taxonomy places the organism in Eukaryota, Metazoa, Chordata, Actinopteri, Cypriniformes, Cobitidae. Gene Ontology annotation, biological process: response to oxidative stress; regulation of transcription by RNA polymerase II.